This is a messenger RNA of Dinoponera quadriceps, 1599 nucleotides long. It is a transcript of the gene Ptx1, whose product is annotated as pituitary homeobox homolog Ptx1. Bases 1 to 1599 code for a protein of 532 amino acids. The record is from RefSeq and is a predicted model, not a curated record. Gene Ontology annotation, molecular function: RNA polymerase II cis-regulatory region sequence-specific DNA binding; DNA-binding transcription factor activity, RNA polymerase II-specific. Gene Ontology annotation, cellular component: nucleus. The transcript has 4 exons. Gene Ontology annotation, biological process: regulation of transcription by RNA polymerase II; anatomical structure morphogenesis. NCBI's taxonomy places the organism in Eukaryota, Metazoa, Arthropoda, Insecta, Hymenoptera, Formicidae.
AUGGAGCGGGGCGGCGGGGGCGGGGGGAGCCUCGAACUCGCCGGGGGCGGCGGAGGCGGCGGCGGCGGUGGCGGCGGUGGCGGCAACGCGGAUCUGUGUCUUCAGGAUCUCGUGACCGGGCCGACGGGCGGCCUCUCGGUGCAGCAUCAUCAGCACACGACCGCGGCGACCGCCUCGAUGGCCGGCCUCCACGGCGACCAUCUGCAGGGCGCGAUGCACCACCACGACCUGCACGGCAACUCGCAUCACGACACCUCGAUGCUGCACAACUCGAGCCACCAGCUGCACCACGAGCCGCUCGAGAAGCUUAAACUCUGGGCGCAGAGUGACUUCAGGGACGAGACCAACGGGGGCCUUGCGAGGCUCGACACCACGGGUCACGGCGCCCACACUCCCGGCGGUAGUAACCCUAGCACACCGGGAGCGACCCCCACGACACCAUCCGGUGGAUUCUCCACCGCUCAGCCGAGGAACCGCACAAACACCACUCAUAGGCCAGAUAUUCGAAAAGGUGUACGAACACACACAGAAGUAAAACACGAAUUGGGUGCCGGCGGCGGUGUCGUUUCUCCCGGAGUGGUCGGGGUCAACGAUGCCGACGACAAGGACGGCAAGAAGAACAAACGGCAGAGGCGACAAAGGACGCAUUUUACGUCGAGUCAGCUUCAAAAUUUGGAGGAGACCUUCAUUAGGAACCGGUAUCCGGAUAUGGCGACGAGGGAAGAGUUGGCCGUUUGGACGAAUUUGACGGAAGCUCGAGUCAGGGUCUGGUUCAAGAACAGACGGGCGAAAUGGCGGAAGAAGGAGCGGAACGCGAUGAACGCCGCCGCGCAGGCCGCGGCGGACUUCAAGUCGGGCUUCAGCACGGCCAGCCUGAACGGCUUCAUCACCCAGCCGUUCCCGGACCCGGACACCCUCUACGGCUCGUACAGCACGUACAACAACUGGGCGACGAAGGUGCCGUCGCCGCUGAGCGGCAAGAGCUUCCCCUGGAUGAACACGUUAGGCUCGGUGGUGCCGACGGCGUCCCACCAUCACCACCACGCGCAGGUCAGCCCGGUGAAUUGCUUCAACGCCGCGGCGACGUCGGUCGCGGGCAGCCACGUGGGCGGCAUGUCGGUAUCGGUCGGCCAGGCGGCCACGUCCAUGCUGCCGGGUAUGGGCUCCGGUCUGGGCGUCGCGAGCUCGCCGGUCGCGGCGUCGGGCGCGGCGUGUCCUUACGCGGCGCCGGCGGCGCCGCACCAUCCUUACGGGCCGCCGGUCUACACGCCGCACCAUCGGACCGCGGCGCCGCCGGAAUCCUGCACGGUGAUGACCUCCAGCAGCAUCGCCUCGUUACGCCUGAAGGCGAAGCAGCACAGCAGCGGCUACAGCGGCGGCGGCGGGACCUUCAGCGCGGGCGGCACCACCGGCACCACAGCCGGCAGCAUCAGCCCGGUCAGCUCGAGGGCGUCCUCCGUUGGCGGCGGCGGCGGCGGCGGAGGCGGCGGUGGUCUCAGCGCUUGCCAGUACGCGCUGACGACGGCGGCCGGCGCGAACCCACAUUCCCCGGGCGGCCCCGAGGCGCACGGCAACGCCACCGCCAGGGCUCAGGUCUGA